This is a messenger RNA of Mugil cephalus (flathead mullet), 3155 nucleotides long. It is a transcript of the gene svopa, whose product is annotated as SV2 related protein a. Bases 207 to 1853 code for a protein of 548 amino acids. The record is from RefSeq and is a predicted model, not a curated record. Gene Ontology annotation, biological process: transmembrane transport. Gene Ontology annotation, molecular function: transmembrane transporter activity. Lineage: Eukaryota; Metazoa; Chordata; Actinopteri; Mugiliformes; Mugilidae. The transcript has 16 exons. Gene Ontology annotation, cellular component: membrane.
UAAGUCAUGUGUUUUCCCCAGUAAUCAGCAUGCAUGUAGAUCCCCCUGAGCUCCUCCGCUCUUCCUCUGACUCGCUGAGGGUGGCCUCUGAUUGGCUGCGGCAGACACUCGUAGCAGGUCGCUCUCCUCGGUGCUGAAAUCGCUGCUCUUCGUGACAAUGUAAACGGCGAUGAGGCCAAAAGGAACGCACGCCAAUAAACACCAAAAUGGACGAUGAUCAUUUCCAACUGAGACAGCUGCCUGUUGUCCGCUUCCGUCGCACAGGAGAGAGCACGCGUUCAGAGGAGGAUGUCGAGAGCAGAGAACAGGAUCCCAGGAUCGCAGAGCAGACCGCUCUGGAGUCUGUGGCACUUGCAGAAGGAGCUCCGGUACCUCGGGAGUUUGCCAACCCGACUGACGACACGUUCAUGGUAGAAGAUGCUGUCGAGGCCAUAGGCUUUGGGACAUUUCAGUGGAAACUCUCCAUCCUCACUGGUUUGUCCUGGAUGGCUGAUGCUAUGGAAAUGAUGAUCCUCAGCAUCUUGGCCCCACAGCUCCACUGUGAAUGGAGACUACCAAGCCUGGAGGUGGCACUGCUCACAUCGGCAGUGUUCAUCGGGAUGAUGAUCAGCUCCUCUCUUUGGGGAAACAUCGCUGACAAAUAUGGCAGAAAAACAGGUCUGAAGAUGAGUGUGUUGUGGACCAUGUUCUACGGCCUCAUGAGCGCAUUUGCGCCCAUUUACGGGUGGAUCCUCGUCCUUCGCGCGCUGGUGGGCUUUGGUAUCGGAGGAGCCCCGCAGUCGGUGACGCUGUAUGCAGAGUUUCUACCGAUGAAGUCCAGAGCCACAUGCAUCUUGCUGAUUGAGAUAUUUUGGGCACUGGGCACUGUGUUCGAGGUCCUCUUAGCAAUCCUGGUGAUGCCCACUCUGGGCUGGCGCUGGUUGCUCGGCCUUUCCACCAUCCCCCUCUUCAUCUUUGCCCUUCUGUGUUUUUGGCUACCAGAAAGCGCUCGAUACGACGUUCUGACUGGGAACCAGGAGAAGGCUCUGGCCACACUGAAGCGCAUCGCCACAGAGAACGGAGCACCCAUGCCACUAGGAAAACUAAUCACUGCCAGACAGGAAGAUCGUGGGAAGAUUAAAGAUCUAUUUUCAUCACACUUCCGCUGGACCACAAUCCUGUUGUGGUUCAUUUGGUUUGCAAAUGCUUUCUCCUACUAUGGACUGGUCCUGCUCACCACAGAGCUGUUUCAGGAGGGAGGAGCGUGUGGAAUGUCCAGAGGUAAUAAGAAGGAGCUCCGAUGCAGCUUAGAGUGUAAAUAUUUGAACUCGGAUGACUACAAAGACCUGUUGUGGACUACGUUGUCUGAAUUCCCAGGGCUGCUGGUGACACUCUACGCCAUCGAUCGACUGGGAAGGAGGAGGACCAUGGCUCUGUGCUUCUUCGUCUUCUCUAUGUGUAUCAUUCCUCUCUAUGGCUGUGUUGGGAGGACAUCAAUGACAGUAUUAAUAUUCAUCGCCAGAGCGUUUAUUGCAGGGGGCUUCCAGGCUGCCUAUGUGUACACCCCAGAGGUGUACCCAACAGCAACCAGGGCUUUAGGUCUGGGAACAAGCAGCGGAAUGGCCAGAGUCGGUGCCCUCAUCACACCAUUCGUCGCACAGGUGAUGUUGGAGUCAUCUGUAUACCUGGCCCUCUCAGUGUACUGCUGCUGCUGCCUCUUGGCUGCCAUCGCCUCCUGCGCACUGCCGAUCGAGACGACGGGCCGGGGCCUGCAGGAGUCAAGCCACCGCGAGUGGGGACAGGAGAUGAUGGGCCGGGCCUCCUUCCAGAGCUCAGGGGGAAACACUCACUCCAGCUCCGAGUCACAGGGCUGAGGGAACAUCGGCUGGGGCACGCGGAAGGGUGACGGCAGCGACAACAAAAAAAAAACAAAAAAAACAAAAAAGGCACGGAGAGGAGAGAGGCCAGCAGCUCUCCGAGUCCAUCUCUGGCCAUCAUAAUAUGAUUCUUCAGUUUAGACACCACGGUGGCUUCAGAAAGCCAGGUGGCACGAUACUUUGCAACAUGUCACUGUAAUUAUUGUAGUUAAACACCAUUGCUGUCACGACUUUGCAACAGUAUAACUGCACGCAGGGUGAUUGGAAACGCCACAUAACCAACAUGAUGGGUGCAAAAGCAAACAGUGGACACGACGGCAAUUUAAGAAGAAUACUACUACUUCAACCAAAGUAUUUCAAUCCUGUUUUGCUAUGAUAAAAAAAAAAGCAAGGGGAUUAACGUUAGUUAGCUUCAAACAACUAUCUUGUUUUCCAAGAGCCUUACAACUACCUAUUCAGUGUGUGGCUGAGAGACCGACUCCUAACACUAUGAGAAAGCUGCUUCUAUUAGCAUAAAGGGCAUCGAUAUGUAACAAACAGCGUUAUCCUGUGUACACAAAUUGCCUGCAGAAAACACUAAUUACAAACUCAGCUGUGUUGAAAGUGCAUCGUGAAGAUUAAUUCCAUGUCAUCAAAUCAGCAGAACAUCAGGGUGAGUAGCCUGGGGGGAUUUUACUUUAGAUUCACUGAUGGCAGGGUGAAAAUCUGGGCAUCCUGUACUGCAAACCACUCACUUUCUUGCAUACUGUAUAGUGACAAUCUUUUUUUCAUGAUUACGUCAGUAUUGUUUCACACUUUUGACACGAACGAGUUUUUAUUUCCUGCUAAAGACGACAGCAAGAUGCAGGUAUUCCUCUAGUAAUAACGAAAAUACCUCCUUAUGUGUCGACCGUUAUGUUGUCUUAUUAUUUAGAUCAGACGUGCUGGAGCCUCCAUCAGAGAAAACUAACAUGAGUCCACAGUGUUUCAUCGGUACAGCACCAAGUUCACAUAUCCUGGACUUCAGCUUAGGACACACUCGUGAAUUUUAGCAGGAUGUCACAUUCUGUAUUUCAUGUAAAUAAUGUACCGAUACCUGGUUUAGCUGUUGUCUUGGCGUUUGUUUGUAACAAAGGUGAUGUGGACAUGGACUUUACCCAGUUUCAUUCUACGAGUAACAAAAGAAAAUUAACCAGUACAGGUCGGACAAGUCAACUCUUACCAUAGUGCUGCAUUAAGUGUCUGUGUGCACAGAUUCUUGUCGAAGCACUGGAUGUAAAUGUGUAUGAUAUGAAUAGUAAAUAGUUUAAAAAACAAGAA